Messenger RNA from Petromyzon marinus (sea lamprey), 663 nucleotides. RefSeq names its product COP9 signalosome subunit 9 (gene COPS9). The record is from RefSeq and is a predicted model, not a curated record. Lineage: Eukaryota; Metazoa; Chordata; Hyperoartia; Petromyzontiformes; Petromyzontidae.
CGUGGGAAUAGAACACAGCGCGAGGAAUCGACGCGCACAGUCUAGAAUCGAACAACGUAAUCGAUUCCAUCGUAACCAACCCGGUCCUCUCUCGCCACAGGCCUCCGAGUGAGGAUUGCAGCGAUUAAACAACAACAAAAACAACAACAAGAACAAAAACAACAACAUCGUUAUCGUCGUCGCUACGAACCACUGUUGUUGUCAUCACCGUCGCUAGCCGUGUAAGAGAUGAAGCCGUCCGUGGUGGUGGACGAGAUGUUCCCGGAGGGCGCGGGCCCUUACGUGGAUCUGGACGAGGCAGGAGGCAGCAGUGGGCUGCUCAUGGACCUGGCAGCCAAUGAGAAGGCGGUUCACAACGACUUUUACAAUGAUUUCGAUGAUCUCUUUGACGAUGACGACGUCCAGUGAGGAAGCUCCUACCACCCAGGAGCCGCCGGCCAAUCAGAACGCGACUUGCACAGCCAUGCCACGCCCACUCCCAGCUCGGCUCCACCCCCCAACCUCCCCUGCUGAUGAUGUCGUGACGCGUGAUGUCGGCUUGGAACGUGGCCUUUUCGCUAAUUAAAGAGUUCCAUAAUAGAGGGUUUUUUGGGUUAGAUCGCGUAAAUAUAUAAAUGUUUAGUUAAAACCCGCCACCACCCGACACGGCCAACUAGUAAGGGG